CACUAUUACUCAAUAUUUACUUUUAAUUUUGCAAAAAAAAAUGUUUAUCAAAUCAUUAGGGUUUUUUAAGCAAAAUGUAAAAUUUUCAAAAAAUAUAAAUAAUUUCUUGAAAAGCAAUAGAUCUUUCACAAGUACUACAAUAUUAAAACAAAAUGAAACACCAGCCGAAGAUACUAUAGUAGUGGAUAAAGAUGAACAUAUCACUUUGAUUGGCAUAAAUCGCCCAAAGCAGCGCAAUGCCAUCGAUUUUGAUACAGCCGAGAAACUAUCUAUGGCAUUGAGUAAUUUUGAGGCCGAUAAAAGUUCACCGAUUGCUGUACUUUACGGUGUAGGUGGUACGUUUUGUGCCGGUUACGACAUUCAAGAACUUGAGGCUCAAAGUGAAAAGGGUAGUUUGGAUUUUUUGUUACGUCAUGAAGGUUCUGUAGGACCGACACGUCGUCACUGUGGCAAACCUCUCAUAUGUGGUAUUAGUGGUUUUUGUGUGGCCAGUGGUUUGGAAUUGGCUUUAAUGUGUGAUUUAAGGGUAAUGGAAGAAACUGCUAUAUUGGGAUUCUUCAAUAGGCGUUUUGGUGUACCUAUGAGUGAUGGUGGUACUGCUCGUUUAGCCUCCAUGAUUGGCCAUUCAAGGGCGUUAGAUCUUUUAAUGAGUGGACGUCGCGUGACCGGCAAAGAAGCUUUAGAAAUUGGUUUAGUAAAUCGUUUGGUGGCUACUGGCACUGCUUUAGGUCAAGCUGUGAAUUUAGCAUUUUCUAUUGCAAAGUUUCCUCAAGCCUCUGUAGCACAUGAUCGUGAUGCUCUCUAUACAAAUGCCUAUACACGUCAUGGUUUUCAGACUGCUAUGCAAACAGAAGUUAUGAAUACUUCAAGACAAGUUUUAGCGGAACUUAAGGAAGGUGUGCAACGUUUUAAGAAAUCUGAAACAAAAGGCUCCAAAACCGAUUCAUUUGUUGUUAAACCAAAGCCAAUACCAGACUGGGAAAAAUCAGAAAUUGAACAUGAAAAUAAAUCGAAUAAGUAAAUUAAUGUAUCAUUUUAUUUAUAAUUUAUCUUAGUGGUAGAGUAACAAUGUAGAAUUUUUAAUUAGUUGAUACGUUUAUUGUGUUAUUAUGUUAUUUUAAGAUAUAUUUGUGAUUAAAAAUUUUCUGAAAAUAAAAAGAUAACAAGGUAUAAAACCAUAA
Messenger RNA from Lucilia cuprina (Australian sheep blowfly), 1181 nucleotides. Its product is annotated as probable enoyl-CoA hydratase. Bases 41 to 1021 code for a protein of 326 amino acids. NCBI's taxonomy places the organism in Eukaryota, Metazoa, Arthropoda, Insecta, Diptera, Calliphoridae. The transcript has 3 exons. The record is from RefSeq and is a predicted model, not a curated record.